AUGGUUUGCUCGUAUGCGGUUAGGAGACUGGCUAAGAAGCAACAUGGAAAAUCAUAUCAUAGCACUGAAGAAGAACAUCUCAGGAUGAACAUUUUUGCUCAUCAUCUGAAAAUGAUUGAAGAACAUAAUGCAAAAUUCGAAGCUGGACUAGUAACUUAUUCUUUGGCCAUGAACCACUUCGGGGAUAUGCUCCCGGAAGAAGUACCCCAGUUAGGAUUCGAUACAACUGGAGAAAUGAUGCAGGAACCUAGCUUCACAUUCCUUCCUCCCGCAAACGUGGAAAUACCGGAAUCAAUUGAUUGGAGGCAGUUAGGUGCAGUCACUCCUGUAAAAAGUCAAGGUAGCUGUGGAUCUUGUUGGGCUUUUAGUAGUACUGGAGCAGUGGAAGGCCAGCUGUUCCGGAAGACCGGAAAACUCGUCUCUCUCAGCGAACAGCAACUUAUAGAUUGUUCCGGAAGUUAUCAUAAUACUGGGUGUGACGGUGGAAGAAUAUAUAGCUCCUUUACGUACCUAAUGGAUGCCGAAGGAUUGGAAAAGGAAGAUUCGUAUCCAUAUGAAGCAUUAAAUGGCACCUGUAGGUACAACAAGGAUAAGGUAGUGCCAGGAACCAAACUCAAAGCUUACACAAAUAUAAGGUACAGAGACGACGACGCUCUAAAGGCUGCCGUUGCCACUGUUGGGCCAAUCUCUGUAGGAGUCAGUGCUAACCACGAUCAUUUCAGGUUCUACAAAGGAGGCGUCUUCAAUGGCGAUACCUGCAAGUAUAUGAUUGACCACGCGAUCCUUCUGGUAGGAUACGGCUCUGAAAACGGAGAAGAAUAUUGGCUGGUUAAGAACUCCUGGGGGGCAGCUUGGGGAGAGGGUGGAUACAUUCGAUUUAAAAGAUCCAUUAAAAACAUCUGUAGUAUAUCAUCGAUGGCCAGCUAUCCAGUUCUACAAUGAGGACCAAAAACGUUUUUUUUAUUUUGUACUUUGAAUUUUGAAUUGAAAUGAAUUUUCAAUUACAUUUAAUUUCAUUGAACAUUACAGGUACAAUUAUAUAUAUGUAUAUAUAUUAUUUAUAUUUAUAUUUACA
This is a messenger RNA of Nezara viridula (southern green stink bug), 1075 nucleotides long. The record is from the annotation of a GenBank genome assembly. NCBI's taxonomy places the organism in Eukaryota, Metazoa, Arthropoda, Insecta, Hemiptera, Pentatomidae.